Linum tenue is the source of this 1382-nucleotide messenger RNA. The record is from the annotation of a GenBank genome assembly. Lineage: Eukaryota; Viridiplantae; Streptophyta; Magnoliopsida; Malpighiales; Linaceae.
ACUCGCAAUAGAAUUCUCGGAAUACACGCGCCCCUGCCUCCGAAGCUCCGUUUUAGACUUUUAGUUGAAGACGCAUUGCCAUUUGCCAACCAAUCCUUCGCCCUCUCUCUCCACAAAAGUUCAAAUCAACCCAUUCUCCUCGUCACUCUCAAUCCCCCCGUAACCGAUUUCUUCGCCCCCACUUUGACCUCAUUCUCCUCCCCUUCAAUGGCGUCGGCGCCGGCAGCAGCCCUGACCCGAGACCAGUACGUCUACUUGGCGAAGCUCGCUGAGCAAGCUGAGCGCUACGAGGAGAUGGUGAGCUUCAUGGAGAAGCUCGUCACGUCCGCCACCCCGGCCUCCGAGCUAUCCGUCGAGGAGCGGAAUCUUCUCUCCGUCGCUUACAAGAACGUGAUCGGCUCCCUCCGCGCCGCCUGGCGUAUAGUGUCCUCGAUCGAGCAGAAAGAGGAAGGCAGGAGGAACGACGAGCACGCUGUGCUCGUUAAGGACUACAGAUCCAAAAUCGAGACCGAGCUUUCGGCCGUCUGCGCUGGGAUUCUGGCUAUUCUCGACUCCAAUUUGGUUCCCUCCGCCGUCGGCAGCGAGUCCAAGGUCUUCUACUUGAAGAUGAAGGGGGAUUACCAUCGAUACAUGGCGGAGUUCAAAGUUGGAGAUGAGAGGAAAUCUGCCGCUGAGGAUACUAUGCUUGCUUACAAGGCUGCUCAGUGGCUUUGUCUGAAGGAUAUUGCGCUAGCUGAUCUUGCUCCAACCCACCCUAUAAGGCUAGGGUUAGCGCUGAACUUCUCAGUGUUCUACUAUGAGAUCCUCAAUUCAUCAGAGAAAGCUUGUACCAUGGCCAAACAGGCUUUUGAGGAAGCCAUUGCUGAACUGGAUACAUUGGGCGAGGAAUCUUAUAAGGACAGCACUCUCAUUAUGCAACUACUCCGAGAUAACCUCACUCUCUGGACUUCAGAUAUGCAGGAGCAGAUAGAUGAGGCAUAGACUGGACUGGAUUGCUUUCGCUGUGGGGUGAUGGGUGGAACUAGAAAUUCAAUGGGGCUGUAUACUCUCUCAAGUAUAACUUAUAUCUGUGUUUUUCUAGUCGUUCUGUCAACUGCAUAUAUCUCUCCUGUUGCUCUUAAGCUACUCACUUGGUGAGAAACUCCCUUUGCGUCUCUUGCGAGUAGAAAUUUGGAUUGCCAGUUGAUCGAUCGAUUGACUGAAUUGAAUUCCGUAUUUAUCAUGGUGUAAGUUUGUGUGUUUUCUUCUCUCUGCAUUAUGUUUCUGGUAGCACCUGUUUUUUCUGCGAACUCUCUUGUUAUUCCAGUGAGGUGAUCGUGCAUAGGCUGAGGCCAUCUCCAAGGUGCCCAAGAGCAAGACUUUGGCACUCACUCCACUCCAAC